Molecule: messenger RNA, 10044 nt
Organism: Loa loa (African eye worm)
Lineage: Eukaryota; Metazoa; Nematoda; Chromadorea; Rhabditida; Onchocercidae
Product: laminin alpha 1 chain
Exons: 57
Coding region: 1-9990 (3329 amino acids)
Biological process (GO): cell adhesion
Source: RefSeq, a predicted model, not a curated record
AUGGGCUCUUCAGCCUAUUUUCUUGUGAUCGCUGCCAUCUUAACAACAUAUUUUGGUGAUGCGGAAAGAGCAGAGCAAGAAUAUGACAAUUAUCAGGAAUUUGUCAUUACGGAAGGACAGCAUGGUCUCUUCCCGACAAUUUUCAAUUUGGCAACAAAUGCACUUAUCUAUGCAGAUGCUACCUGUGGCCAACACCAUCGUGAAAUUUACUGCAAAUUAGUAGAGCAUGUUUUCAACAGGCAACCGCAAUGUGACGUUUGUGAUGCUAACGAUGUCAGAAAGCGUCAUCCAAUUGAAUUUGCAAUUGACGGUACUCGACGCUGGUGGCAAAGUCCAUCGUUAGCUAAUGGGCUUGAUUUUGAGCGGGUCAAUAUCACCAUUGACCUGAGACAAGAAUACCAAGUGGCUUAUGUAAUUGUAAAAAGUGCGAUUGCACCUCGACCUGGAACCUGGGUAUUGGAGAAAUCACUUGAUGGUAUUAACUAUCAACCUUGGCAAUAUUACGCAGUCAGUGAUGCUGAAUGUUUGCGACAAUUCAAUGUACCAGCAACCACUGGUGUACCAAGAUUUACACGAGAUGAUGAGGUAAUAUGUACAUCAUACUAUUCAAAACUUGACCCGUUAGAAAAUGGUGAGAUUUAUACGUCCCUCGUGAAUGGACGACCAUCUGCCGAAGCUGCGUCUGAAACCUUACAGCAGUUUACUCGAGCUCGUUAUGUACGUCUUCGCUUGAUGAGUUUACGAACACUAAACGCCGAUUUGAUGAUCAUUAAUCGUCGUGACAAGAGCAAUAGAUUGGAUCUCUCGGUCACAAGACGUUACUUCUAUGCCAUCAAAGAUAUUAGUAUCGGAGGGCAAUGCAUUUGUCAUGGACAUGCAGAAAGUUGUCCACCUGAUCCGGUCACCGGGCAAUCACGUUGUGAAUGUCGUCAUAACACGUGCGGUGAAUCUUGCAGCAAGUGUUGUCCACUGUUCAACCAACUUCCGUGGCGUCAAGGAACGCAAUCCCGUCCUAAUAUUUGCCAACCCUGUCAAUGUUUUAACCACGCGACUCAUUGCGAAUACGAUGAAGAAGUGGAACGACUAGGUUUAAGCGUUACUCCGGAAGGUAUCUUCGAAGGUGGUGGGAGGUGUGUUGCUUGUAAACACAACACUGAUGGAAUAAACUGUGAACGUUGCUUAUGGACAUACUUCCGACCUUCGGGUGUCACCCACUAUCGAGAAGAUGCAUGUCGACCCUGCGAUUGUGACCCGAUUGGUUCCGAACAUAAUAACUGCGUUCGGGACGAGACCAGCGCAGAUGGUGAUCAAAAACCGGGCGACUGUAUCUGCAAACCGGGAUUUGGUGGGCGUCGAUGCGAUGUUUGUGCACCGGGAUACCGGAAUUAUCCGAAGUGCGAACCGUGCCCUUGUAAUCGAGCUGGUUCUCUAAAUUUUAACACGUGUGAGGAGGAACAGUGUAUUUGCAAGCCAAAUGUAGAAGGUCUUUAUUGUGAUCGAUGCAAGGAAGGUACCAUAAAUCUGGACAUGAAAAAUCCAAAAGGUUGUCAACCUUGUUUCUGUUUUGGUCUUAGCAAAGAAUGCCGUGAAAAGCAAUGGAAUCGUGGAGAGAUUCGGAGUACUACAAGUUGGAUGUUAACGGAUUUGUCAGGUGAAAAAUUGGUCACACCGAAGUCAGAAAGUGAAGUAUUGAUGUACACCAACAGCGAAUACAAAAACAAUGAAUUAUAUUAUUGGAAAGCACCGAAGGAAUUUAAUGGGAAUCUGCUGAACAGUUACGGUGGAAUUUUGCAAUAUUUUGUAUAUUUCGUACCAAUGGGUGAUGGCGAAGAAACAUCUAUUCCUGAUGUUAUUAUAGAAGGUAAUGGCAUAAAAUUGGAAUACUAUAGUCGACAAAACUUCUUCCCGAGAGAGAAUAUCAGCAUUCAGAUAGUUAUGAGAGAAGGUAGCGGAUGGCAUAAUUCGCAUAUGCGUACGCUUACUGAUAAGCAUGAAAUGAUGCGUGUUUUGGCUGAUGUUAACACAAUGAUGAUACGAGCUAUGUAUAACAAGCAACAAAUACAAUCAAGUAUUUAUGGACUAAAGCUGGACACAGCAAUUGAACUCAAAAGUACAGCCGAUGGUACAGAAGAACUAUUGAGACCAUCGCAAAUGUUCAAUGCCCUGAUGCGUGGCGUUGAAAUAUGUCAGUGUCCCGAAUAUUACGCUGGCAACAGUUGUGAACGCUGUACAUUGGGAUAUCGCAGGGUAAAUAAUCAACUGUUCGAUGGUCGUUGCGAGAAAUGUAAUUGUGAAGGGCACUCCUUUGAAUGUGAUCCCUUCACGGGUGAUUGUAUAAACUGUCAACAUAAUACAACUGGCCGUCGGUGUCAUCAGUGUUUACCUGGACACUAUGGAAAUCCAUCUCUGGGUGGCGAACUUGGUCAAUGUCGUCCAUGUGCAUGUCCAACUAUCGAGAACAGUCAUUCUGCAAUGUGUAGCCUAACGCAGCUUAUUGUUGGAGGUGCUGCAGCUUAUGGUGAGGACGCGUACGUUUGCACGGCUUGUGAUCACGGUUACGAUGGCAAUAAGUGUGAAAUUUGUGCUGAUGGUUUCUUUGGAGAUCCACUGACAGAGAAUGGUACUUGCGAACUUUGUGAUUGUAACGGUAAUAUCGAUCCAAUGGCUAUUGGGAACUGUGAUCGGAAAACAGGGAAAUGUUUGAAAUGCAUCUAUAACACAGCUGGUGAUCACUGUGAAGAAUGCAAGGAGAAUCACUGGGGUAAUCCGAAGGAUAAGUCUUGUCGACCUUGCGGAUGUCACCCUAAAGGUGCUCGUUCCGCCACGUGCAACAAAUCAACUGGCGUUUGUGACUGUCAUAAUAAUUAUGUGGGUAUGCAGUGCAAUCGAUGUAAGGAUGGACAUGGUGACAUUGAAAACAAGUGCCCUGCAUGUAAUUGCAAUAUGACCGGUUCCUUUAGCAGUGAAUGUGAUGAAGUAUCCGGCCAAUGUGCUUGCAAGACAGGAGUAUUUGGGAAGCAAUGUGACAUGUGCAGAGCAAGUUAUUUUAAUUUUUCCGAGAAUGGCUGUCAAUUUUGUCAUUGUAAUUCCUUCGGUGCGGUAGAUGAUGGCCGUUGUGAUAAUGUCACGGGAAAAUGUGAAUGUCGCGAAAAUGUCAAAGGCAAAAUGUGUGAAAAAUGUGCGGAUGGUUAUUUUAAUAUAACUAGCGGGCUGGGAUGCCAGGUAUGCGCUUGCGAUCCAUUAGGUUCGGAAGGCAUCCAAUGUGAUACACAUACAGGUCAGUGUGCUUGCAAAUCUGGAGUUAUUGGGUUGAAGUGUGACAAAUGCGCCCCGAAUCAUUUUGGAUUAGAUUCAAAUGGAUGUAAAGAAUGUCGUGUUUGUCCAGCACCUGGUCAUAUCUGCCACUCAACAACUGGAGAGUGUAUCUGCCCACGUAACACCAUCGGUGAAAUGUGUGAAAACUGUUCCAAUAAUGCUUGGAAUUACGAUCCAUUGAAUGGUUGUACGCUCUGUGAUUGUUCCGGUAUCGGAGCUGAUGGACCGAAUUGCAAUCCGGAGAAUGGACAGUGCCAUUGUCGAGUGGGUUUUGUUGGUCUAAAAUGCGAUCGAUGCAUUCAUGGACAUUUUAAUUUCCCGCAGUGCGAACUAUGUAACUGUGAUCUAUUGGGAACUGAUCCAACAACUUGUAAAGAUGGUGCUUGUCUCUGUGAUGAGAUUGGACAGUGCAGCUGCAAGAAGAAUGUGAUAGGAUUGAAAUGUGAUAGCUGCGACGCAUAUAGCUUUAGUCUAGAGAAAAGCAAUUUAUACGGUUGCACCGAUUGCUUUUGCUUUAAUCGUACCAAUUUCUGCGUGCAAAGCAAUCUAGUAUGGCAACAGAUUUAUGCACCUGAUCGUCAGGUAAUAUUCUCAGAACCAUGGAAAUAUUAUACACGUAAACAUAAUCUAAAUGUGCUUAGAGAGCAUCCACCGAUAUACAACAGUUAUCCGACAGACAUUACGCCUCUAUACUGGCCUCUUCCACCGAGUUUGUUGGGUGAUCGAACGGCAUCCUAUAACGGGUUUAUUCGUUUUACAAUCAAAAAUGAUGAUAACUAUCGCGGUGUCACCAAUGUGGCACCUGAUCCACAGCACUUCCGUUUCUUCCCGCAAAUUAUCUUGGUCGGCAAUCAUCGCAUCAUUCUGGAACAUACUUCUGACGAAGUGAACCAAUUGGGACGCUACAAAAUUCGUUUGCAUGAAAGUCAGUGGCGUUCACGUUUGAGUCCUGACGUGCCAGUAACACGCAAGCAGCUAAUGAUCGCCUUGCAAAAUCUCCAAGGCAUCUACAUCAGAGCUACAUACAACUACCCAUCCACGGGCGAUACAGCUUCUAUCAAUGAAAUAAGUAUGGAUGUAGCAGUAUGGGAAAAUGCCACCGAUGCUUCAAAUUUAGUAGCAAUUGGUGUGGAGCUAUGUGAAUGUCCUCAGGGUUACGCUGGUAAUUCAUGCCAAGAUCCAGCGGAAGGUUAUUGUCGGAAAAGGCAGUCUGAUUUCUUGAAUAGUCCAGAUGAUUUAGCAUUAGUGGGAGGAACAGAGCAAUGUGCAUGCAAUGGGCAUUCAACAACAUGUGAAGCAGAAACUUGCAGAUGCACUAAUUGUGAGCAUAAUACAUACGGUGAUUACUGUGAACGUUGCAAGCCAGGCUAUCAAGGAGACGCAUUGGUUGGUGGCGCAAAUGCAUGCACGAAAUGUGCAUGUCCGUUGCCGGACAAUAGCUUUAGUGACACCUGCUUAGCAGUAGGUUAUGGCCGAGGAUACAUGUGUGAUGCUUGUAAACCUGGAUAUAUAGGUCAGUACUGUGAAAACUGCCUGACUGGGUACUACGGUAAUCCGAAUGCAGUGGGCGGUAUGUGUAAGGAAUGCGCAUGUCAUCAGCACGGUUCGAAGACAGGCCAGUGUGAAUGUCGACCAGGUUUAUCCGGUCGAGAUUGCUCCUUAUGCAAAGAUCGGCAUGCAUUCAUUAGUGGUGUCUGCACCUCAUGCGAUCAAGGCUGUACCCGUGAUUUAAUGAAAGAAAUGGAUGAAUUAGAAGAAAUUAUGGAACAACAGAAUUUCACAAGUUUAAGACCGGUCCCAUGGAAACGCGUUGCUCGGAUAAGUAAUACAACAAAAGAUUUGUAUUUAACUUUGGAUUCGCUACAUUUGGAAAAUUCUGUCGGAGAAGAUAAAGAUAAAACUGACAUUGGCGUGGAUGAUAACUUCUUAAACGAAGUUAACGGACUGAUAGAGCAAACGAAAUUUUUGCUGGAACGAACUAACAAGUCCAAAAAUUCCUUGCAAAAAAGCACUACCAAAACUGAAGGAUUAUCAGCGAGAGUUCGAGAACAGGACAAAAUUCUUCGUGAGGUCAUCAGUCAGCUACGACAUUACAUAAAUUACGGAUUUGGGAAACAGGACAGCUCAAAGAUCAGUAUUUGGAUUCAGGAAGCAAAUACUUAUGUGAACGCAAUGAAAGAACGUGGAAUCUACAUCGAGAAACGUUACAAUCGUGGAAAUACCGAUUUCGAGAAAUCUCAAGACUUGAUGAAGCUGAUAACAUCACGUAUGUUGAACCAUACCUCAUUCGUUGAGUUGCGAGAACAACUGGAUGUCUUUGGACAGUGGUUGCACAGUUAUCGAGAUACCAUUUGGGAUAGAGCGCGUCAGGAUACCAUAUCCUCUGAUAAAGUAGCAAUUAUAAUAGCGAAACGGGUGGAUCGAUUUAAUGCCGUAAAAGCGAAUAUCAGUGAAUUAUUAACUAAAGCAAUCGAUGAACUAAGUGAAGCAGAAAACAAAGUGUCGACAGCGAAGACAGAAAAAAUUUUGACAAUGUUCGAUGAUUUCAAGCUCAUCAAUGAAACGCUAUUACCGCAAGUAGAUGAAAUGACGAAAAAAUGCCGCAAUGAAGCAGACAGAUAUGGGCAACUUCUGGAUGAAUAUCGUGAAGAGUAUGUAAAAAAAAGCGAACAUCACGCAGCAAAGCUGGAGGAUGAGGCACAAAAAUUGCGAAACUCUUUUGCGGAUACGAAGAAUGCCGCAGCAGAUCCACUUCGAGCAUCCAAUGCUUACAAGGAAAUUGUGGAAGCUUUACGGAAUGCCAGCAAAGCAGCAGAAGGGGCGAAGAAAGCUGCGGAGUUUGCAUUUGCUGAUGCCGAUCCGAAAUCUGAGAUCUCAAUGGUUAACAUGGCGCUGCAGACUAAGAAUCGCAGUAUGGUUAUUAAGGGACAAGCCGAUGAACUUAGCUUGAAAGAUUUGGAAAACGAACACUUGGCAACCAAUAUAGUGGCAAGUGAAAUGAAGGAAACAUUGCAGAAUUCAGUGAAACGAAAACUAGCGAUAAGUGAACAGUAUCAGUCAUUCGAUGACCAACACGACCGAAUGACUGGAUUGAUCAGUGUAGCUGAUGAUGCGGAAAAACGGGCCGAAAGUAUACAUCAGAAAAUGCAGGAAAUAUCUGUUGAAAUUGAUACAAUGAGCAGUGCUGUUUCGAAGCUGAAAGGUUUUGCUGGUGAGGGCAUCCGAAAUGUCACCAAUGAUGUACGUAAAGCUAAUCAAGGAGCACAGGAAGCGAUGAAAAAAGUUUCUGAAGUGAAGAAGCAAACAGAUAAAGAUUCAAGACGGAUCAAUGUUUUGGGGGAACAGAUUAAAUUAUUGCAGGAAAAAAUCAAAGAAGCACGAGAGAAAGCCUCACGCAUCCGAAUUUCGUUGAAAUCCGAUGAAAAAGGUGAUUGCCGCCGUGCUUUUAUCUCACCCGCACAUCUGGCUCCAACUAACUUAUUUACUAUCAAAUACCGUCCUUUACGGAAUGUUCCGGAUUCGUUGCUGUUCUUGACAAAAACAAUGACUAAGCGUACUCAGCAAUCAGAGUAUAUCGCAAUGGAACUAAGAGAUCGACGUAUCGUUGUACAGUGGAAUAUCGGUUCCGGUACACGAAUGGCUACCAAUACCCAUACCAUCAAUUAUAUCGCGCCAAGUGACAGAAGUGCCUGGUACCAUAUAGUAUUAGAAAGGAUUGGAAAUUCAGUGAAGCUGACUGUGGCAUUGCAUCAUACAAUAAGUGGUGAAGGUGAACGAACGGUUGGUGAACCGACUGCCGUAUCAGUGGGUCAUCCGGACGAGGAUGAUAGCAUCAUUUUCAAUACGGUACAUGGUGAAACGCUGAUUCAGUUUGGUAUCGAUGCAAAACUUUCGCAGGAUUUGGGUUUGGCAACUAAUAAGUUCCUGGGUACCAUUGGUGAAUUUACUGUUGACGGUGAAACUUUGCCGCUUUGGGCAUUUGCAAAAAGUAGCAAAGUUUGCGAAGGAGAUUUCGCUGCACCAGAAAGUCAAGCUACCGGUUAUUUUUUCCGUGACGGUUUUGCACAAAUUCAUCUUCCCUCGACAGAACGGCCAAGUGGAGCGCAAAUAACAGUGAUCUUAUCAGCUUAUUCACCAGAUGGUUUGCUAUAUUUCCGUGGCAAUCGAGAAAAUGGAGAUUUCAUCUGUUUGGAAUUACGUGAUGGACAUGUCCUUUUCAGGAUUAAUCUUGGCGAUGAUUCAUAUGCAAUCGUCAAAUCCAAGAAAUCAUCGUACGCCGAUGGACGCUCACACACUGUUCGUGUCAUUAGGAACUAUGAAAAAAUACAUUUGCAGGUCGAUAACGAAAGCGAUCGUAAUUCUGCAACGAUACUUGGUCAAAAUGCAAGACUAAAUAUUAACGGCGAUGAUCAUUUUGUGGGUGGCGUCCCACCAGGCUUCAAUAUUACUCCCUUCCAGCAUUUCGAUAUCCACUGGAGUGGAUUUUUUGGCUGCAUUCAAUCAGUCCGACCCUCCCAAGUUGCAGAACUAGAUCUUGACAAUCCAAUACGUUCACAACGUAAGUUGCGUGGAUGUAAUUUUAGAAAUGGUGAAAGGUUGGAACCAACUGAUAGAGUGGUUGGCUUCAGUCGUCCAGGUUAUCUGGUCAUUCAAGGAAUUCAACUCAGCAAUAAUUCCACGUUCGCAUUUGCAUUUCGCACAAAGACUGCCAAUGCUACAUUGUUGUUCCAGUCAAGUGAACUGGAAACUUUCAGAAAACGUCGAAAAAUUAGGGAUUCUUUUGGGACCGGAUACCUGGCAUUUUACCUGUACCGCGGCUACUUGGUUGUACAUCUCGGCACCGAUUCAUCACAGAAAAGUAAAGUGCUCACAUUGAGAUCUGAAGUGACCUACAACGAUGGACAGCUUCACUCCAUCUUUUUCACUCGUUCCGAAACAUUAGUUCGACUUCGAGUUGAUGAUCGAGAAAUAGCAUCUGGUACUCUUGGCGAACAGAAUACUAUAGGAACUACAUUAUCACAGUUGUUCAUUGGUGGAUUCCCAGAUGGGAUAAAGCCAUCAGCUAAUGAAAUGCCAAUCGCCGAAUCUAUGAUUGGAUGUGUAUCGAAUCUUUUUGUUAAUUAUCGACUUGUUCCAAUUAUACCGGAAGCGCACAUCGCCAUAAUUGGUACCUGCUCAGUGGAACAAAUUUUCUCAUUACAGAAAUCAGAACGGAGAGCAGAUGUGGAGGCAUUGCAAGCAGACGAACAAAAUGCUUUCAAUCGGAAAGCAUCGAAACUUUCCUUGCAUCUAACAGAGCCGACAUUGAUCAGCAAAACCGAACGCCUAUAUGCGGAUGGAUCAGUCAAAACAAAUCCAGUGAAUAUCAGAGAAGCCAUUAACAAGCCAGAAGAAUCAGAAUCAAUUGAUUUGAAGCAUUCCACAGUAACGACAACUGCUAGAACUUCCAUUGCCAUUCCUACUGCCGGAACUCUAAUCGAAUUGACGGAAAAAAAAGACGACGAUGAUGAUGUUGAUGAUGCUACUGAUUUGGCCAGUUUAACAUAUUUAGGUCCGGAAAAGUGCGGUCCAGAUCUGUUAGCUAAGAAUGAUGGCGAGGGUGCAGCACAAUUUGGCAUAGCGGAAGCGAGCCACUCAAGAUUGAACUUCGAGGAAGAUAAUUUGGAUGUCAACCAAUUCAAAAUCGAAUUUGCAUUCCGUACAGUAUUACCAAACGGGAUGUUGUGGAUUUGGGCAAAUUAUAGCAAUUAUACCCAUUAUUUCUUCUUAAAUAUGAUCAGUGGAUUGCUGCAACUUCAGGUUCGAGGACGUAAAGAACCAAAAACUCUGAUGUACAAAUCGAACAAACUGAAUGAUGGAAAAUGGCAUGAUAUUAGUAUGUUAAAGCAAGGACAAGAAAUUUUGCUCAAGGUAGAUCGCAAUCCGGCGCAGUACAUGAAAAAUGUCCCAAAUCUGAAAAUGAUGCGUAAACGAAUGUAUGUAGGUGGAGUCAUUUCAAGACACCGGAAACAAUUCAAUUUAACAAUACCCUCAUUUUCUGGAUGUAUCAGAAAUUUUGAAGUAAACGACGUUCAACAAGACUUAUUUGAAAAAAGUCGUCGUGUUUUACCAUGCAUCGUUGCUUCCAAUUCAGCAUACAUUCACGAAGGCGGAUAUAUGACGUUUGGAUCAUUAAAGUCUCUUCGUCAACUCCGAAAUAUUCAAAUUUCGAUGCAGUUCCGACCUGCUGUAAAAGAUGGAUUCAUCUUCGGUUUGGUGACGAACAAAUAUCCAGAAAACACACGAAUUGCUAUUUAUCUUAAAAAUGGCUUGAUGACCUUCGAACUCGUAUGCAACAAUGAAUGUCGCGAUCUGAAGCACGUUUUUAAAAAAGAUCUGUGUGAUGGCACUUGGCAUAAUGUCACCCUUUCUAUAUCACAUUCAAAUAUGAUUGUCAUCACAGUUGAUGGACAUCGGAAACGCUUACCGUCGAAGAUGAGCUCCAAAUCAGUAGAGUUUUUCCGAAGUUUGCCGAUAUACGUUGGCGGAGUAACUGCAUUGUCAGCUUCCAAGAUUGGUGUGCUAUCAAUGAUCGGUUGCUAUCAAAAUCUCCAAUUUUACGGAAAGCUGGUGGCUUUCAAAGAUGCCAAAAAGUUGAAUAAAGUUCUGCCCGAUGGUUGUCCAUUUUUAAACUGAAUAAUCGCCUGCCAUUCUCCAUGAAAUUUCACUUGAAAUUUGUUGUUAAUACGG